Messenger RNA from Melitaea cinxia (Glanville fritillary), 1856 nucleotides. RefSeq lists its product as uncharacterized. The transcript has 5 exons. Lineage: Eukaryota; Metazoa; Arthropoda; Insecta; Lepidoptera; Nymphalidae. The coding region runs from base 252 to 1856 and encodes 534 amino acids. The record is from RefSeq and is a predicted model, not a curated record.
AACACAGAGCAUCAAAAUGGCGGAUUUGUUUAUCCAGCGUCCAUCGUUGUGUAAUGUGUUGUUUUGUUUAUUGCUUUGGUUUAUUGUCAUAAAAGGUUAUAAGAAUUGAAUUUUUAUUUUAUUAUAUUAAUUUUAUUUUUGUUUCGACUCGGUGGGAUUGAAAUAUUUUGAGAUAGUGACUCUUGUGUGUGGUUUGAGUUAUCUUUACGAUUUUUAUGAACCUAUUUCGAAAAAGUGACUAAGACGUGACUAUGUCUUCGGUAAAUAACGCGGAAAAUCAACGCCGAUGUUAUAAGUGCGGACGUUCACCGGCUGAGGACUCGCUGACUAAAUUGUUUCGCUUUCCUAAACCCGGUAUAACGAACACAUUACGCUGUGAAUUAUGGGCAAAGUACUGCUUUCCUGAUAAAGAGCACUGGUCUCCAGAAUUUCAGCAAAAACUUCAUACACGACAUUUAAUGCUCUGUAAUAGACAUUUUUCAAGGACAUCAUUUAGUGAUUACCCUGAAACUUCAAAGAAGCUUCACAGAUUUGCUGUUCCAGAUGACAUCAAAGAGACUGAACCUCAACCAGGUCCAUCACAUUGUCAUCUGAAAGUAUUGAAUGACAUUACCAACUGCUAUUCUGAACCAAAACCAGUACCCACCAUGAAAAAACCUAGACUUAAACCUCAACCUGGGACUUCGCAUGUGUCAUAUGCUUCAUGUGCAGAAAAUAAUGUUUUGAGUAAAAUCAACCAUCUAUCUCAGACACCAACACGGCAACCUAAAACCCCAAAAGAACAAUAUCUGUUGACAAAAUGCAGGAAACAUUUAAAACAUAUUUGGCAACUGCGAAAUAGAAUAAAAACAUUGAAAAAUAAAGACAUGUUAAAAGUAUUACAUAAAAACAAGUCUAUUGAUAUGUUGAUGAAAAAUAUUACUCCUACAUUUGCCUUGUUGCUGCAAGCACAGAUCAAAAACGUAAAAAAAAAAACUAAAGGAAGGAGAUGGACUACUGAAGAAAAAGUAACAGCUCUCAGAUUAUAUAAAAGAUCACCAACGUGUUAUAGACUGUUGAGAAGGUUAUUUUGUCUACCAUCUGAAUCUACUCUAAAAUUUCUUUUGAGCAAAUUCUCCCUUAAAGUUGGAGUUAACGAAUGUAUUUUUUCUGUUUUAAAAAGAACAGCAGAACUUCAAACUGCAUCAGACAAUGAAUACAUUAUCAUGUUUGAUGAAAUGUCAAUAAAAAAAAAUAUCAUGUACAACCGAAAGACAGAUAUAAUAGAAGGUUUUCAAGACCAUGGACUUCAAGGCAGAUCACCACAAAUAGCAUCACACGCUCUUGUAUUUAUGUUAGCUGGCAUUAGAAAGAGGAUUAAGCAGCCUGUGGCUUAUUACUUAUCAAGCGAGUAUGUUACAGCAGACCGAUUAGCAGUCUUGAUAAAAGAGAUAAUACGUGAAUGUCGUGCGGCAGGUCUUAACAUACCGGUGAUGGUUUGCGAUAUGGAUGGGGUAAAUCGACGAGCUUUGUCCAUCUUGGGUGCCACUACCGAAAAACCCUCAAUUAAUAUAGAUAAUAUAGAGAUUAUCAGUAUGUAUGACCCACCGCAUCUUCUAAAGUGUUUCAGAAAUUUAUUUCUGAAAUAUGAUAUCCAGUGCACUACACAAAUAACAUCUAGCAACAAAAGUGGAAUAGGAGUUGCAAAAUGGAGCCACAUAAAAACUUUUUAUGAACUGGACAACCAGAACCCCAAUUUUGUUUUUGCUCCUGCCUUAAAAUUAGAACACCUCAAUCCGAACAGCAGGCAAAAAAUGAAGGUUAAGCUGGCAGCACAAACGUUGAGUCAUACAGUUGCUGCUGGGAUGAUGGCAUAA